AUGAUGCACCCAUCACGACAAGCCUAUGUCGAGGAAGAUACCGACAUGGGUAUCAACUUUGCUGAUCUGCCGGUCGACCAAGACUACGACAUGCCCAGCACGGAAGCCGGUAUUCCGUCGUCGCGCGCAUCAGCGAUCAUCUCGCAAUUUGGGCGCAAACGCCGCGCAGCAGCGAUGGUAGUUCCAACAGACGAUACGAAAGUGCGCGCCAGACUCCGCGAGCUCGGCGAACCCAUCACACUAUUUGGCGAAGGGCCUUCCGAGCGACGAGAUCGUCUCCGCGAACUGCUGACAGACAUGGCGGAGCAGCAGGGGGGAGAUAUCGAAAUGGAGGAACCAGAGGAAGAAGACGAAGAGCAACAAGAAGAAUUCUAUACCGUUGGGAGUGAGGAGUUGCUCGCGGCACGCAAGAACAUUGCGCAUUACUCUUUACCACGGGCUAAAGCUCGAGUGGCGCGGUUGAAGGAGGAAUCGACCAUCCCGCUUCGAACACAUGUUAAGCACCGGAAAGCAGUGCGGGAAAAAUUAGAAGGAUUCGAUCUGUACGGGUCGCAGAUCGCCGGAGAUCGACCGGUCAGUAUCUGUCGGUUCUCACCGGGUGGACAGACUGUUGCAGCGGGAAAUUGGAGCGGUGGUAUAAAAUUGCUGAGCGUGCCGAAUAUGGAGGAGACGGCGAACUUCAAGGGCCACACUGAUCGGGUGGGUGGGUUGUCGUGGGCUCCUGGGGCUACAUUGCCUGAGUCUAAUAUCUCACCGUCCACCGUCAAUCUGAUCUCUGGGGGUGGUGAAGGUACCAUCAAUCUCUGGGCUUUGGACCAGGAAAAGCCAUUGGCAACUCUAUCUGGACAUUCUGGGCGUGUGUGUCGCACGGAAUUCCAUCCCUCAGGCCGCUAUGCGGCAUCUGCGUCCUUUGACACCACAUGGCGAUUGUGGGAUAUUGAAAAGGAGACCGAGUUACUUCUGCAAGAAGGUCAUUCACGGGAAGUCUAUGCAGUGUCCUUCAACAAUGACGGUUCAUUGGUGGCCAGUGGUGGAUUUGACAGCAACGGACGAAUCUGGGAUCUGCGUACAGGACGGACAGUGAUGAUUCUGGAAGGCCACAUCCGGGAGAUCUUCGGUCUGGACUGGGGUGUGGAUGGAUACCGAGUGCUGUCUGGAUCUGGUGAUGGCUGGGUCAAAUUCUGGGAUCUGCGACAAGUCAAGAGCACGGGAGGAAUUGGAGCUCACAAAAGUGUGGUCUCUGAUUUGCGGUGGUAUAAGGGUGCUGAAUCAGCCUCAUUUUUGCCCUCUGGAGAUGGCAUGGACAUUGAUACAGAGACUCAAGAGCCUGUGCAGCCCAAGAAGUCUGGCACGUUCUUUGUGAGCAGUGGCUUUGACAAGAAUGUCAACGUCUUCAGUGCGGAUGAUUGGUCUCUGGUGAAGACGCUGAGUGGUCACUCUGGCAAUGUCUUGAGUACAGAUAUCAGUGACGAUGCAAAGUGGAUUGCUAGCUGUGGUCAUGAUCGCACAGUGAAGCUCUGGGGGCUUGAAUGA
Molecule: messenger RNA, 1533 nt
Organism: Penicillium salamii
Lineage: Eukaryota; Fungi; Ascomycota; Eurotiomycetes; Eurotiales; Aspergillaceae
Source: the annotation of a GenBank genome assembly